This is a messenger RNA of Scleropages formosus (Asian bonytongue), 1589 nucleotides long. RefSeq names its product leucine-rich repeat-containing protein 17-like. The record is from RefSeq and is a predicted model, not a curated record. The transcript has 4 exons. NCBI's taxonomy places the organism in Eukaryota, Metazoa, Chordata, Actinopteri, Osteoglossiformes, Osteoglossidae. The coding region runs from base 256 to 1575 and encodes 439 amino acids. Gene Ontology annotation, cellular component: plasma membrane. Gene Ontology annotation, molecular function: protein binding.
CAGACCGCCUCCCGAACCCGUCCUCCGGGGGGUCCUGCUCCGCGCUCGCCACACGUCAAAGAAAGAGGGGCGCGAGACGGACUCGCACCAGCACCCGGACUCGGACCCGGACCUAUGCGAGUGGAUGGUUCCACGGAACCCCUUCCCGCGUAGUCAGGAUAAGCAGACUGAGCUCCCUUCAGUGGCACCAGCCACCUAAAGAAAUCCCCCUCCCCGGCUACAGCGCUCACUCCCAGCCUUGUGCCUGGGGUCAGGAUGAAUGUGACCACGAUCCUCUUGAUCUUUUUGGUAUUCGGAUCCGUCCAGCCUCACAGACUGUGGCACGGAGGUGGGCGGAGCAGGGCUCAUGGCAGAGGAAGAUUGGGUAUGGCCAAGCGCUUUGCACCAGAAUGCACACGGUACAGAGAAGCUGGGGAGAAGCACUUGGACUGCCAGGACCGGCAGCUAACUGCGAUCCCCCCCUCAGGCUGGCCCGAGGACACGGUCCACCUGCUGCUGGCCCGGAACAGGCUGCAAGUUCUGCGGAGCAACACUUUUGCUCAGUUCCGGUUCUUGAAAAGCUUGGACCUGCAGCAGAACAAGCUGAUGAGGAUUGAUGCGGAUGCCUUCGCCGGCCUUAGCCGGCUGACUACGCUACUCCUGCAACACAACAGCCUGCAUUUCUUGAGUGAGGAGGUGCUGCUCCCGCUACCCCGUCUCACCUACCUGCGUCUCUAUGAUAAUCCCUGGGACUGCCAGUGCCAGCUUGACAGCCUGGUCCGGACCCUGCAGGUGCCCAGCAACCGUAACCUGGGCAAUUUUGCCAAGUGCAAGGAGCCCCCUGCCCUACAUGGCCAGAAACUGAAGAGGAUUAGACCUGAACUGCUGUGUCCUGAACUAGAGGAAAGAAUCCCCCAGGAGCCCAAGGCAGGUUCCAGUGUCCUUCCACCCAUCAGGACAAAGCCCGAGGCUAUAGACACCUGCCAUACCUACAUGUUCCCCAAACCCCUCCUGGACUGCGGGAAUCAAGAUCUAAGGAAUGUUCCAGAGAAUAUUCCCCCAGAUAUAGUCCAGGUGGACUUGUCCAGGAACAACAUCAAACAGCUGAGGGCCAGCGAGUUUGUGGCAGCCAGAGCCCUUAAAUCUCUGAACCUGAGCACCAAUGGCCUGGAGGCCAUCGAUACAGCUGCCUUUGCAGGGCUCCUGCACCUGCGGGAGUUGGAUCUGUCCAACAACAGCCUGCACUAUGUCCAAUAUGGCGUUCUUGAGGACCUGUACUUUGUGCGAAGGCUGGUUCUUGGGGGAAACCCCUGGGUGUGUGACUACAACAUCCACUACCUGGUGUAUUGGCUAAAGCUGCACCCCGGUGUGCAGCACUUCGGACUGGUGUGCCGUUCACCAGAAAAGUUUGCCGGCUGGACCGUGCAGGACUAUGUGAAGACCUACAAUGGAGACUGUCCUGAGGACAACCUGCUGGACCAGAAUAACUACGACUAUGGGGAGGAGGUUAGAGCUGAGACAAAUGAAGAAGCGAUCACAUUUCAGCCCAGUCCUCUGAGGGUUCCAAAGAAAUUCAAAGUAAUAAGAUUAAAUUAAAUAAAAAACACCUG